AACAUGUCCCGAGUUUAAACGUUUAAUUGCAAAUCAAUGUUCACUUUAAAUGUUUGUUGCGUAUAACAUUCGCAUAAAAUUGAGGUAUGUAAAUAGAAUGAAGCUUGGGUUCGCUUUUUUGAGAGAAAUGUUUCGGGUGACCGUACGCAAUCGACUGUUUUUCUCACGCCACACAUCUAUUUUCUCACGCAGGAUCGCACCCGCCAUUUUUUUCUGUGGUGUGUUAUAAAAUGUGUGAUAAAAAUGCCUAAAAACUGGAAUUUUUCGAUGAUGCAAAGUUUUUCCUCAGUGGUCUAGCAGUGGACCUCAAUGCUAAAAUAAGUUGGCCAUUGGCUGGCCAAUCAAAUGUAAGGAGGCGGGAGUUUGUUAAGGGGACCAAUCAGAUCAAAGAAGACAGCCAAGGUUCGAGUGCAACGCACGACUCUUAAAAUUCAAUAUUUUCCAGCUUUUAAUAAUAUAAAUGUUUAGUGGUAAUAUCCAAUUUACGUGACUCAUGUAACGUACACACACAUACGUCAUUAUUUCUGGUUUUAUUUCAGAAAGGCAACCGUUACAUUUCACGCUGACCUCAAAAGUUGGCAUCCCUUUGGGGUUUGUUUAAAUUUCUCACCAACACCAGUACAAGAGAAGAGGAGCUGCUUUCAUUCAUCUGUCAGCCUUAAAACUAUGUGUGUCAGCAGGAUUAAAGCUGUACUGAUGUGCUCAACACUUUGACAUCUGAUCUUCUGAAACGUCAAAGGCACAUCUGUCACCGUUCACAGUUGAUGUAAAUGUCUCUCGCUGAGGGCCUCGUCUCAUGUCACACACGCUCCUGGGGUCCCUGAACCCCCCUGACAGCAAGAACCACGGACUCAGACGCAGCUCUUGAGUCACCCACUCCUGCCGGAGGUCAGCUGGGCGCAGGAGGCGGUGGUUCUCCGUUCUAUCGUGAGCUGUGGUUUAUUGUGCUCAUGGCUGGGGUCGGACUGCUGCUGUUUGCUCUGAUUCUGGCCGUCAUUUUACAUAAGACUCUCAACAAAUCAGCGUUCACCAGAGAACGGCCUCCUCUCGUAGCCCUGCCGCUGCACCGCCAAACCCCGCUGGCCAAAUACCCGCCCAGCAACUCCUACCUGUUUGACAUGGUUCCAGAUACAGUGGGUGCUUCAAACAGUGUCACGUUGAAGGCAUUCACCAUGCACAUGGAGGAGGUGAUUGAGGAGAAAGUGAUGAAGGGAGAUGUUUCUCCUGAGGGUGAGACGGGUUUGGUGACCGUCUCAGGUCUGUACACACAGAACCUGUUACAGCGCAGCGUCAGUCAACUGAUGGACAGUAAAGAUCAGGAUCCAUGGGAGCCGCAUUUCAGACGCCUGGACAGCGGCCUGUUCGAAGGUGAGGAGUUUGUGGACAGCAUCAAAGGCUUCAGUACAGUAAGGAAAGAACACACAAUGUUUACCGACACCAACCUUUGACCUUCAUCAUGAUCCUUCACAUCUGACGUGGAGAAUCAACAUUUUCCUGAACAAUUUCAAUUAACAUGGAUCUGAUCUGGGAUUCAUAUUUCUAUUGACUCGGACACUUGCGAUGUGUCCCUAACAGACACACACACACACACACAAACACACAAAAGAUGAAAACUGGAUUAUACAAUGAAAAGAUUAAAACAACUUGACUGCGCUAUGAAAACAGAUAACUCGAUGAAGUCUGGUUGGAUUAUAACAAAAUAAAGAAAUUAAUUUUGUUUUUAAUUUGUACAUUGAUGAUUUUUUAUAGCAGUCAAUGUGGUGUUUGAUGGCAAAUGUAAUAUUGUGUGGUUUUUGGAUCUUUGUCAUCUCUGUUGUCAAAAAAUUAAUUACAUGUUAUUUCAACCUCAUUUCAAUCUUAACAUUUAUUCAGUGUUUUUAUUUUCACCCAUAUGAUCGAAAAAACAACGUUUUAAUAAAUGUGAUUUGAC
This is a messenger RNA of Triplophysa dalaica, 1930 nucleotides long. Its product is annotated as usherin. The coding region runs from base 951 to 1448 and encodes 165 amino acids. Lineage: Eukaryota; Metazoa; Chordata; Actinopteri; Cypriniformes; Nemacheilidae. The transcript has 8 exons. The record is from RefSeq and is a predicted model, not a curated record.